Messenger RNA from Morus notabilis, 3316 nucleotides. Its product is annotated as ubiquitin carboxyl-terminal hydrolase 23. NCBI's taxonomy places the organism in Eukaryota, Viridiplantae, Streptophyta, Magnoliopsida, Rosales, Moraceae. The transcript has 11 exons. The record is from RefSeq and is a predicted model, not a curated record. Gene Ontology annotation, cellular component: nucleus; cytosol. Bases 147 to 2918 code for a protein of 923 amino acids. Gene Ontology annotation, molecular function: cysteine-type deubiquitinase activity; cysteine-type endopeptidase activity. Gene Ontology annotation, biological process: protein deubiquitination.
CCGCAAAACGAGCUCUGCUUCUUCUUCUUCUGAUACAAAAAACCCUAAUUUCUAUACACUCCCAAAACGGUAAAACUACAGAGAUUCUUGGUAAUCAAUCGGAGAGCUAGAGAGGAGAAAAAUCGCCAUAGCCAGAGCUUUAGAAAAUGGCGGAGAGUUUGGUACUCCUCGCGGAGCAAAAAGCCUCUUCGAAGGGGUUUUCCGUGGCCGACGCGAUGAGCGGAUCUUCUUCUCUUUUCCAGAGGAGGGUCGAGUUUCAUCCGGCGAGGAAGCCGAAGGGCUUCAGUAAUGGCGGCGAUUUUCAUAUCGAGACGCUAAACCCUGGUACUAGAUCGGAUUCGGGCCGGGCAGGGUUCGGUGCGGGUCAAUCGGGGUAUGGUGGGAAGAAAGUUGCGGGUUCUGAGGGUUCGGAGAGCGGAUUGGAUCCGGAGCUCAGUUUCGGGAUUACCUUUCGGAGGAUUGGUGCUGGUUUAGAAAAUCUGGGGAACACUUGUUUUCUCAACUCGGUACUGCAAUGUCUCACAUACACCGAGCCUUUAGCAGCAUACCUGCAAAGUGGCAAGCAUCAGAAUUCUUGCCAUGUUGCUGGAUUUUGCGCUUUAUGUGCCAUCCAGAAACAUGUUAGUCGUGCUCUGCAAUCAACUGGAAGAAGUUUAGCUCCUAAGGAUCUUGUGUCGAACUUGAGAUGCAUAUCUCGAAAUUUCCGUAAUGCUAGACAGGAGGAUGCACACGAAUACAUGGUAAACUUGCUGGAAUCCAUGCAUAAAUGUUGCUUACCUUCUGGAGUCCCUAGUGAAUCUCCUAGUGCCUACGAGAAGAGUUUGGUCCACAAGAUCUUUGGUGGUAGCCUUAGAAGUCAGGUCAAAUGCUUGCAGUGCUCCUUUUGCUCCAAUAAAUUUGAUCCAUUCUUAGAUUUAAGUCUUGAAAUAAUCAAGGCAGACUCCCUGCAUAAAGCACUUUUAAACUUCACUGCUGCGGAACUACUAGAUGGAGGAGAAAGACAAUAUCAGUGCCAGCGAUGCAAGCAGAAAGUCAGGGCUCGCAAACAGCUCACAGUUCACAAGGCACCUUAUGUUCUUACCAUCCAUUUGAAACGAUUCCGUGCACACGAUCCUGGUCAAAAGAUCGACAAGAAAGUUACUUUUGGUCCAACUUUAGAUUUAGGACCAUUUGUCAGUGAUUCCCACCAGGCAGGAGAUUUGAAAUAUACUCUCUAUGGGGUUUUAGUUCAUUAUGGUUGGAGCACCCAUUCGGGCCACUAUUACUGCUAUGUUCGGACGUCAAGUGGCAUGUGGUAUUCCCUUGACGAUAGCCGGGUUGUGCAAGUUAGUGAGAAGACAGUCCUGGAACAAAAGGCUUACAUGUUGUUUUAUGUACGCGAUAGAAGUAAUAUUGCUUCUAAGAAACCCUUGAAUGUCUUCCAGAAAGAGAGUAUCAAAGUAAAUGAAUGCGGAAAAAACACUUCUCCUUAUAACCAACCUUUAAAAAGACCAGUUCAAAAUGGAUCAACUGAAGUGAAACCAAAUGGUGUAGCCUCUUCUGUUUCUGUGGCACAAAAAGAUGCAUCAUAUGUUGUUCCACCAAGGAUACCCGUUUCAAAUGGAAAGUUGGAUCAGCCGAAGUCUGAGCCAUCAUUGACAGCAUCACUCUCAAAGGAUUCAUCAGAAAAUCCUCCUUGUCCUGAUAAAAAUCCAGCACAAUGCUUCAAGCCCUCUGGCCCACCAAGCAACAAGGAUGAUGCUCGUAAGCUUGAAACUGGCACGGAAACAACUGCUGCUGCCAGUAUAAAUGAUCUCCAAGAGAAAGGAAGUUCAACUAAAAAGUUGUGUGCAUCAGUUGUCACAUCGCCCAACCUAAAGGAAAUCCAAAACUCUGCUCCUGCUGAGAAUAUUACUGACAUUACGUCCCAGGAGGACUCUGCUGAGCCCAUUGCUUUACCACCUGAGAAGAUUGAUUCGAGUAAACAACCAGAACAACCAAACUGUGAAAAAAUUCACGUUGGAAGCAUGACAAAUGGUAAUGCCACUGAAAAUUCAGUGGAUAAGGCUAGUUCCUGCAGUCAGAAUUCAAUAAAGUCACCCGAGCCAUCAACUGUUGCAAAUGAAUUUUUACAUGUGGAAGAUUUUGAUUGCAAAUCCCACAAGAGAUUGAAAAAGAAGAUUUUAAGGCGUCAGGUUGUAAGCAUGAAUUUUCGCUCAAGUGUCUUUUUAAGGGCAUCCCUGGCUCUACAAAAGAAAAAGAAGCACAAAAGGAGUAAACACAAGACCUUGAAUACCAAAACUCGUAGAAAGGAGCUUUUGAUGGCCAGCAAUUGCUUCCCGUCAGAGUUUGGGCCAUCUACAUCUGAGAUGACACAAAAAAUUUCAACUAGUUCAACUAUUUCUCAGAGAAAGGAAGCCAAAUCAAGAGUACCAGCAACUGGUACUGCACAGAAAGAUGGAGUUAGUUCUCAUGGCGAUUCACUGAAAAAUGUUGUAGAUUCAGAAUUUAAAGAAAGAAUUGGUCAAAAUGGCUCUAUUCUUGCAACGGAUGUGCAAUUGCACAAUCAUUCUGGCUUCUCAUCGUCAAUGAACCAUCUCAAUGCUAGAGAAACUGGUAGUCCCCAGGAUUGCAAAAGGAAAAAUGGUUGGAUGGAUGUGCCCACGCGAGGUGUGGAGGAGACAGUCGUUGCCCGUUGGGAUGGGAUAGAACUGCCUUCUGCGACUGUGAAAUCUCAUGCUUUGAAGAGUGUCAGCAUCGGUUAUGUACCGGAUGAGUGGGAUGAAGAAUAUGACCGGGGAAAAAGAAAGAAGGUAAGGCAGGCUAAGCAUGAGUUUGGGGGGCAAAAUCCUUUCCAAGCAAUCGCGACCGAGAAAACAAAGUUGAAGGAGGCAAAGAUGGAGAGAUCCAGAUCAGGAAACCAGCCAUUCAGGAUAUGAUUUUGAGGUAAAACCGUGAAGACAAUUUUGACCAGCUGCGACAUUUCGUUUUGUUGUUCUUGCCUUGUUGAGAAUUGAGAUGAAAUAUAGUUAGAGGGCGAAUUUUGGGAUUCUCUGCCUUUUUGGGUUGGGUUGUGUCUUAUUGCAGAGGGUGUGAGUUGAUGAUUGUGUGCAACUCCAUUCAUGUGAGAAAUAUUUCUCAUGUAGAGAAUUGUACUAGUUUAAGGAUCCUUUACUUGAGAGAUGAAUUGAACUCCUUUAAUCGGGUAUGUUAGUGUAUCUUCCUGUCCGAAACUGGGGGAUUUUAUUGUGGUGAUUUAGUUCAACUGUUUAUCUGAAGAACCGCGAAUACGGCCAGGUUAUUAUGGGCAACAGACCGGAUAAUUUCUUGAUUUGUC